This is a messenger RNA of Spinacia oleracea (spinach), 1627 nucleotides long. RefSeq names its product chloroplast protein FOR GROWTH AND FERTILITY 2. The transcript has 2 exons. The coding region runs from base 232 to 1362 and encodes 376 amino acids. NCBI's taxonomy places the organism in Eukaryota, Viridiplantae, Streptophyta, Magnoliopsida, Caryophyllales, Amaranthaceae. The record is from RefSeq and is a predicted model, not a curated record.
CCCAUGAUGAACAAUUUUGGCAGGUAGCCUAAUGAAUGGGGAAAAAUGGAAAAAUAAACUUUAUCUUGAACAAAUCCACCAUCACCACCUCACCUCUUCCACUUUCUUUUUUAUUUCCUCUUCUUCUCCACCACCUCUCCCCUUUUCUUCCCCAAUUAGGCAAAAAGAAACCCAGUUUCUUCAUUCAAAGCUAGAGAAAGGGGUGGAGGAAGAAAAGAGAGAAAAAGAGAAAUGGAGAGACUAAUCUGCUCUUCGCCACUCCCCUCUAAAUUACACCUUAAAUCCUACCCUUCCCUCCCACAACUCGGCCGUGUUGACCCCCGUAAACUCGGUGUUUCUCUAUCACCAACUACCGAGUCGUUCCGAGUUAACUCAACGUCUCUGAAACGCGGCCGAUUUCAAUUGCGGGCAUCUUCUAUUUCGAACCCAAUUCAGGACCCAUCUACCAAUUGGCAUUCGGACCCAUCUAAUUCAAAUGGGUCUACGCCGGAGCCCCAAAUUGUUUCACAUCCGUCGCCUAUCAAUCCAAAGUUACAGAAGGCCAUCGCCGCUGCAAAAAUUAUUCUAUUUUCAGCUCUUGCAAUGACAAUCAUUAACCCAGUCCGCACACUUCCAGCAUUCGCAAGCUUACAAACUGCCACGGCGGGGGGUGCGGUUACAAGAGGCUUCCUUCGCACCGAAAUACUGAGUAGUGCAUGGACCGGUUUCUUUGCCGGUUGUUUGCACACAUUAUCAGGACCUGACCACCUUGCCGCUUUAGCCCCUCUUUCAAUUGGCCGCACUAAAAUGGAAAGUGCGGCUGUUGGGGCCCUUUGGGGGUGUGGCCAUGAUGCUGGGCAAUUAAUUUUCGGCUUAAUCUUUCUUCUACUCAAAGAUCGCCUCCAUAUUGAAAUAAUUCAAACUUGGGGCACUCGGGUAGUUGGUGUAACCCUUCUUGUUAUUGGUGCCAUGGGUAUUAAAGAAGCUUCUGAAGUCCCUACACCUUGUGUUGCCUUAGAAAACGGGGAGUGUGAAGUUGAUGUGUUUGAAACCCCUCUUGUCGAGAAGAAGAAGAAGAAGAUCGGUUUUGCAACCUUUGCCACAGGGAUCGUGCAUGGGCUCCAGCCUGAUGCAUUAAUGAUGGUUCUUCCGGCUCUUGCAUUGCCCUCGAGGGUGGCUGGGGCAGCAUUUUUAGGCAUGUUCUUGGUGGGUACAGUUGUUGCAAUGGGAGGUUAUACCGUUUUCAUUGGGUCGUGUAGCGAAGCAUUGAAAGAUAGAGUUCCUAGAAUAACCGAGAAGCUCACCUGGGCUGCUUCUCUCGUAGCUAUUGGGCUUGGAUUGGCUAUAAUUAUUAGUCAAUUUUUCGGGUUUAGUUUGUAUUAAUUAAUUACUUAGUUUUUAUUUACAGGAUGUCAAGAUUUCGGAUUGUAGGUAAUUUUUUUCCCGACGGAGCAUUAGGAAGGAUUUUGGGAGUGAGCAAAUUGAUUUUCUGAAGAGAUUACUACGUACGUUGAUGAUUUUAGUUUGUUGUAUGUUUUAUCAGUUUAUGUGUGCAGUAUUUAUAGGUAUAACUCUCAUAAUACCUUAAUACUUUAAUGUUGUAUGAAUUUCACUUGAAAUUGUGUAAUAGUGUGGUGUAUUAGUAUUA